Messenger RNA from Schistocerca gregaria, 5353 nucleotides. RefSeq lists its product as uncharacterized. Gene Ontology annotation, biological process: protein polyubiquitination; ubiquitin-dependent protein catabolic process. NCBI's taxonomy places the organism in Eukaryota, Metazoa, Arthropoda, Insecta, Orthoptera, Acrididae. The coding region runs from base 4406 to 5104 and encodes 232 amino acids. The record is from RefSeq and is a predicted model, not a curated record. Gene Ontology annotation, molecular function: ubiquitin conjugating enzyme activity. The transcript has 9 exons.
UAACACUCUUGCACAUAAGCACAGAAGGCAUACUCUAAAUAUGUUUGCAUUGUAGAAAUUGUUGCUUAGUGUAAUUACCCACCUCACCGCGCGUUAUAAGCUGAAUGACUGCUAAUUCAGCUUUUCAAAGCCCUAAGCAUACAUAAAUACUUACACGAUUGUAUAUUCGGUGGUUUAUUUUUUUGGUCUUUGCUCAACUGACACAUUUCAGCCUUAUAAAUCUGAGAGAUACUAUUUGCAAUCAUGGUCAUCCGGUGCAAGAACGCAGAUCAAUACAUCAUUUUCAAGGCUAAUGGCAUCGGUGCAUCUGCCCUGUCUAUGGUAAUAGAAGUGUUUUUCGUCUUUGCUUUUACUUGCUUUCUGAUGUUCAAGUUUGCGUCUUUUAGAAGUAAAUCAACAUUUUGCUAUGUCAUUAUAUUUAUAGGAUGGCUAUUAGCAGUAUCGACGCUAGCAUUUGCACCUAUCGACGCUUCUAUGUCUUAUUACCAAGCCUGUGUUUGCAGUUAUGUAGGUGAUCCUGAUCACCCGGAUCCCGUCAAGGAAUGCAACCCUCUACUUCCUGUCAAUUACGUAGAUCUCGAUGUUCUUUACAUCUUGUUUACCAUUAUUUAUUGGGCCAUUUUUUUUGGAACAUGGAUCCUCUACCCAUUCAUGAUGUCUUAUAUAUCUUGCGCCGAAUUUACGUGCUUGAGAAAAUGCAAGAUGGCUAUAAAAGACAAUAUAAUUUUCUAUCUUAUAGCUUUUGUAUUGGGAUGCCUUUUGCUUAUUUUUGUCUACUUUACAACGCCGAACUUCAAACUUUCGUAUUUUAUCGAUAUUGUGAUGGUCAUGUCCAACUCUUGGUGCCUUUUCCUAAUAGUUUGCUUGAUGGGCCUGGGGUUUGUCCAAGUACCACAAUUAUGUUGGAAUUUGUCCAACCUUAAUCGGCGAUUAUCUUAUCACUUGUUCACAGUUGGGCGACUCUACGAGCGCUACGGAAAAUCCUAUAAAAAGCUUCAAGACAAUCUUUACCUCAUCAAAAAGGUACAGAAUUCUAUAAUGCCAUCUGACGACCUCUACGAAUAUUUCUUGGUCAUUUUAGAAAAAUGCCCGGAAGAUUAUUAUAGCAUUGAAACAACGGAAACGAGUCCACGGAUCACCUAUCCGUACCUCGUCAAACUUCAUGAUAAAUUGAUCAAGACCUCCCAUGAAUACAUUACGAACGAGUCCCUUUUCAAUAAAAACGUGGAACAGGCAUUUAUGCUCCAGGAUGUGAUAGAAAGUAGGGCGCAACGACAAGAAAACUGCAGAAUUCCGUGGACGUUGCAAAAUCCUGAUCGCGAUUUAAAGAAAUGUUCGAAGUUUUUGGACAGAGUGGUUAGUUUUGUAGAAUGGUUAUACUGGAAGUACAUGGUCGAAUGGAUAUGGAAAGGAGCUGCUAUCGUUUUUACCUUCUUGAGUGCUGUGGCUUUGUGGAGUGAAGUGACCAUGUUUAUUUCGUCCCUUCUUAAAAUGAAUAGGCCUACUUUUUCGUUAUACUAUUUGCUUUUAUGGGAGGCACUUCGCCCCAUAAGCACAGUUCUACUACAGCUCAUAUUCACGCUCAUUUUGAUCUAUAAUGCGCUGUGCAUUUAUCAUUCAAUGACUAGAAUCAAACUUUUCAAUUGGUACCAACUUUUGCCAUAUCGACAGACCGACAUCUAUUCUUUGCUCUUCAGCGCAUCUUAUGCAUGUCGCAUUGCAGUUCCUAUCGUAAUCAACUCGAUGUACCUGACUGGGGUUGAAAACAUGUCACCAGCAUUUAUACGAGUUAUGGGGGGCAUGAAUAGUAUGAUUCUUUUUGGCAUCAAUUUUAACAUUAUCUUCCCUUGUUUGAUUUUGUUCAUUUCUAUAUUUACUUUACUGAAUGUGUGGAACAAGGUCUGCUAUGUCCUCACCUGCGGAAGAUGGGAGGUGUUCGAAGAUGAUGACAUUUUUGAGCACCAAUAUAUCACCAGAGGGCGGGAAAUCCUACAGAGAGAAAAGAUAAGAGAAAAUGAAAUGGGGAUUGAAUACUUCGGCAAGUAUUUCAAGCGGCCUAAAAAUACAAGAAAUGCCAGAGGACAGCACUUAGACAUCAAUGCAUCUGGGGAUAAGCCAGAUGGUCAGUAUGAGUCGGCAAAAAACGAAGAUAUAGAUGAUGACUUACUAGAAUACAUUAUAGGCAAUAAGUUCGAUGAAUACACAGAAUUUAUGCAAGACAACGACAACAAGUAAGCCAUUUCGUGGAAAGAAAUUGCAAAGGCAUCGUACGAGUUUUUCAAAUUGUAAAGAAGGAAAAGAACAAAACCGUUUAUGUUCAGGUGUGCAUUAUUGCGGUAGUGGUUAUCUUUCAGUUUGUACUACACACGCGUUCCCGCCAGACUGCCGCGAAGAAUAGAAGAUGGAAGGAGCACUCAGCGGGGCUCCAAACUUCCUCAGCGAGAGUUCUCUUCGCUCGAGGACGAAGAGCUGUAUGCCCUUUGUAAAGCGCUGUGGUUAGUUUGUGCCGCGCUUACAUCGUGACUAAAAACUGCUUCAGUUCUAAUAGAGAGCAUAUUUAAAAAUAAAAAUUCGAAGGAGUGGCAUGUUUUGGUCGUUGAUUAUCACUCUAUGAGGAUACUUUCAGCAGCAUUAUCGAUGUAUGACAUUUUGAUGGAGGGUGUUUGUCUGGUUGACAGUAUAGAGGAUUCGGACAGAGAAGCACUACCGCAUUUAUCGGCGAUUUAUUUUUUGUCACCUUGUGCAUCGAGUUUUUCGACAUUGAUAGAGGAUUUUUCGACAAAACCGCCUCGGUAUGCCAAGAGCUAUGUGUACACAACGUCUACAAUACCUAGGGACGUGUUUUACUCGUUGAAGGACACGCAGGCAGCAUCAUACAUACAUGCACUCAAAGAGGUCAACGUGGAGUUUUUGGCACAGGAAUCACAUAUCUUCCAGUUCGACAUGAGAGAGGGUUUCGUGCUGUGUUAUGACGAGUCAAUGGAGGAGGUGAAAGAUCCGUUUCAGAGGGAGUUGGCAGAAAGGAUUGCGACAGUUUUUUCGGUGCUAGAUGUGUUGCCGUCUACAAUCAGACAUUCGCCAUCUUUGUCUAAGCUGGCUACAUAUUGCAGAAGGGCCUUUGAGAAUUUGUCGCAGAGACCUGACUCGGGAUGUCGACUGCUAAUUUUGGACCGUACCUUCGACCUCGUCUCACCUUUGCUGCACGAGUUCACUUAUCAAGCGAUGAUAGAGGAUUUGUUAGACCAAGAGGUUGUUGACAGCGAAUUCAAGCAAACAUAUUAUAACAGCUUGGGAGAGCAGACACAAAGAGUAACGUUGUUGGAUGAGCGAGAUCCCGUGUAUUACGUCAUUCGGCACAAGCAUAUGGCGGAGGUCAUUCAAUGGCUCGUAUCCAGUGUGAACAAUUUUAUUAGGACAAACAACAUUGGGCAACAGGAGCAGGAUGCGAGUAAUUUGGGAAACAUUGCAGACAUGAUGAGAACACUUCCGAAAUACAAGGAGCUAGGUACGAAAUAUUCUACUCAUUUGGACCUCGUCAACUUGUUGAUGAGAGACUUCAGGUCUCGAAAAAUUUCAGAGGUCGCUGCAAUUCAACAGACACUAGCCACUGGGCACGAUACGAGCGGUAAGUCGGUCAAGCUAAGCCAGCUGGCAGAAAAGUUCAAGUAUUUGUUGGAUGAUGGAAGCAUUCCUAGAAGCAGUCUGUUGAAGACGAUCCUAUUGUUUGCUCAAAAAAAGAACUUCAAGAUAAGCGAGGUGGAGGAACUGCUGGAAUUAGGCGACUUUGGUGGCGACGAACUGCGCUCGUGUAAAAAUAUCAGAAAUUUGACGCCUGAUGAGAAUACGUCAAGUUUAUUGAAUUUUCCCGGUUUUUCUAGCAAGAGCAAAGUCAAGAGAAAAACCGAAGUUGAAUAUGAGCUGUCGAGAUGGACUCCAGUUCUCAAAUCAAUCCUUGAAGAUCUUGCGAACAACAAACUGAAAAUUGAUCUCUACCCAAAAAUAACCAUUGACGAAGCGGAAAACUUCGCGCCCAAAGCCAAUCAAUGGAGUCAGAAACCUUCAAGCUCUCCUACAAAUCGUCAAAACUUCUCCAAAUAUUCAAAGACAGUUGUAUUUAUUUUAGGAGGAAUGACGUACAGUGAAAUACGAACGGUAUACAAAUUGAUGGAAGCCAACUUCAAAAAUGAAAUCAUUUUAGGAUCCACCCACAUUAUUAAGAGCAAAGAGUUUUUGGCCGACAUAGGCUUUUAAUAAAAGGUUUUUGCGAGAAAUUUUUUUUUUAAAAUAUUUAUUUACUAAUCCAAGUAAUUAUAUUACAGCUCAUUUCUUGUCAUACAGCAGACAGGGGACAAAAUCAUGGCGGCCUCUGCACAGCUUACCAAGUAUUUUCGACGUAUGUGACGAGAUGUGUUUGCCCCGCGUAUAUUCAACAGUGCUUUCUCACUUGCUUUUUUUACGUGUAGAGAUGAAGGAGGAUCCUGUAGAGGGUCUCUAUGUAGAGCUGGUGGCCGAUAACGUAUUUAUUUGGCGUGUAUACAUCGAGGGGCCUAAGGGCACGCCUUACGCAGAGGGUAUUUUCGAGUCUAUUUUGGAAUUCCCUACGGAUUUUCCAAUGCAACCUCCCACCAUGAGGUUUGUAAGUAAAUUUUGGCAUCCAAAUGUGUAUGAAGAUGGCCGUGUAUGCAUCAGCAUUCUACAUGCUCCCGGUGACGAUCCGAUGUCAGGGGAACAUUCUUCUGAGCGCUGGAGACCAACUCAGACCGUCCAGAGUAUUCUCCUGUCUGUCAUUUCUAUGAUCAGUGAUCCGAACACGAGUUCACCAGCAAACGUAGAUGCCAAUAUUGAAUUUCGACAAAACAACCAAGCUUUUGUGGAACGCGUCAAGAAGCUGGCAAAAGAUUCCGCCCUGUCCUGUCCUUCUCAUGUCAGAAUUCCUCAUCCUGACACUGAUCCAAAAGAGCGAGAAAAGGCAAUCAGGAAGUUCAAACUCCUCUCUGACCUCGAGAAUAGAAUCGAUUGGAUGACAGAAGAGGUAGAGGACGACAUAUACGAAGAAGAUCUAGAACAAGAUGAAAUGGAAGACGAAGACGAAGACGAAGAAUAAAUGUAAAUAAUAUUUUUAGCGCAUGAAAACGUUUCAAUGUGUGACUUAGAAAAUGAUUUCUCUUAAUGCGUAUAAAUACAACUUAUGCGUUUCAAGUCUAUUACUGAUGCAUAGAGGAUGAAUUUUUUUGAGCGUUUGACCUCUUGAAAAGACGACGGUUUGGCAUUCUAUAUCCAAAUUUCUAAUAUGUGCGCCACAAGAAAUCAAAUUCAUGUUUUUUAUAUUGCAUUCUUCACAACGUGCUAUAUG